This is a messenger RNA of Trametes versicolor FP-101664 SS1, 1701 nucleotides long. Its product is annotated as GMP synthase. The transcript has 11 exons. Gene Ontology annotation, molecular function: GMP synthase activity; GMP synthase (glutamine-hydrolyzing) activity; ATP binding. Gene Ontology annotation, cellular component: cytosol. Lineage: Eukaryota; Fungi; Basidiomycota; Agaricomycetes; Polyporales; Polyporaceae. The coding region runs from base 25 to 1644 and encodes 539 amino acids. The record is from RefSeq and is a predicted model, not a curated record. Gene Ontology annotation, biological process: GMP biosynthetic process.
ACCUCCCACUCUCCCUCCUCCACCAUGGCUGAAAUUCACGACCAGUUUGAUACCAUUCUGAUUCUCGACUUUGGCUCACAAUACAGCCAUCUGAUCACCAGAAGAUGUCGUGAACUGAACGUCUACGCCGAGCUCAUGCCAUGCACCCAAAAGAUCAAGGAUCUCAACUUCAAGCCGAAGGGCGUGAUUCUGUCUGGCUCGCCAUACAGCGUCUACGACAAGGACGCGCCUCAUGUCGACCCGGCGGUCUUCGAACUCGGCGUCCCGGUCCUCGGUAUAUGCUAUGGCCUUCAGGAAAUGGCAUGGAACAUGAAGGGCAAGGUCGCGAAGUGCGACCACCGUGAAUACGGGUUCGCGCAGGUCCAGAUUUCCAAGAUCGGCGGCGAAAGCACCGGCGCAGACGCCCUCUUCCAGGAUCUCGGAGAGGAGCUCCAGGUAUGGAUGUCGCACGGAGACCAGCUCUCGGAGCUGCCUCCUGACUUCCACAUCAUCGGCCGCACGAAGACCGCGCCAUUCGCCGCCAUCGCCCACAACUCAAAGCCAUUCUAUGGCAUCCAAUUCCACCCCGAAGUGACGCACUCAAAACGCGGCAAGGAAGUCAUCUCCAGAUUUGUCAUUAACAUCUGUGGAAGCGCACAACACUGGACGAUGAACGAGUUCAUUGGGAAGGAGAUUUCGCGCAUCCGCGAGAUUUGCGGACCGACAGGUCGUGUCAUCGGCGCCGUCAGCGGCGGUGUUGACAGCACCGUCGCUGCGAAGCUUAUGCAUGAAGCUAUCGGCGACCGCUUCCACGCCAUCAUGGUCGACAAUGGUGUGCUCCGCCUGAACGAGGCGCAGCAAGUACACGAGAUGCUCAACAAGGACCUCGGCGUCAACCUGACCGUCGUCGACGCGUCGGACCUGUUCCUAUCCCGCCUCGAGGGCGUCGAGGACCCUGAGCAGAAGCGCAAAAUCAUCGGCAACACCUUCAUCAACGUCUUCGAGGAAGAGGCGAAGAAGUUGGAGGCUGCCGCGGAGGCGGAGGAGGCCCAGGGUGCGGCGGCGAAGGGCAAGAUCGAGUGGCUGCUCCAGGGCACGCUCUACCCCGACGUCAUCGAGAGCAUCAGCUUCAAGGGCCCGAGCGCGACGAUUAAGACGCACCACAACGUCGGCGGCCUGCUCAAGGACAUGAAGCUGAAGCUCAUCGAGCCCCUCCGCGAGCUAUUUAAAGACGAGGUCCGCGCUCUUGGCCGCCUACUCUCCAUCCCCGACCACCUCGUUCAGCGUCACCCCUUCCCCGGACCCGGUCUCGCUAUCCGUAUCCUGGGCCUCGUCACACGCGAGCAGGUCAAGAUCCUGCAGCAGGCCGACAGCAUCUACAUCGAGGAAAUCAGGAAAGCGGGUCUGUACAACCAGAUUGCCCAGGCCUUCGCUGUCCUCCUACCGGUGAAGGCCGUCGGUGUCAUGGGUGACGCGCGGACGUACGAGCAGGUCAUCGCUCUGCGCGCCGUUCAGUCGGAAGACUUCAUGACAGCCGACUGGUUCGUCUUCCCCUCCGAGGUCCUGCGCCGCAUCUCGUCGAGAAUCACGAACGAGGUCUCGGGCAUCAACCGUGUCACGUACGAUAUCUCGUCCAAGCCCCCGGCGACGGUGGAGUGGCUGUAGUUCAUAACAUCACGAUCAUAGAAGCGCAUAUUUUUCUGGGACUGUAACGAAAUCAAA